AUGUCUCUUCCAGAUAAUCAAAUUAGAAAUGGACUUGUUGAUUCAUUUGUUCAUUGUAUUGAACAAUAUAUUGGAAAUUAUCAUUUAAAUCCCGUUGUAGAAGCAGAAGCAGAAGGUGUAAUGAGAACAAUCAUUGCAUUAUCGCAUAAAACAUUAGAAAAUCAUCAAGAUUAUCAAGCACGAAUUACAUUCUGUUAUGCUGCAACAGUAGCAUUAAAUACAACACUUUUAUGUGGAGUACAACUUUGUGGAGGAGCACAUGCAAUAGGACAUGAAAUAACUAAUUAUUAUGGACUUGCACAUGGAGAAACAUUAGCAAUUACAACAUUAGGUGUAAUGAGAUUUAAUAAAGAGAAAAAUAGAAAGAAAAUAAUUCAAAUGGGAGAACAAGUUUUUGGAAUUAAGAAUAGUACAGCAGAAGCAACAAUAGAAGCAAUAGAGAAAUGGUUUAAAUCAAUUGGAAUGAAAACAAAAUUAUCAGAAUGGGGUAAAGGAAAAGAAGAAUUUGAAAAUAUUGCAAGAAAAUUUGAAUAUAAUCCAGUUGGUGCACAUAAAGACAUUGAUUAUAAAGGAUGUCUUCAAAUUCUUAAUGAUAUUUAUUAA
This is a messenger RNA of Entamoeba dispar SAW760, 603 nucleotides long. Its product is annotated as alcohol dehydrogenase, putative. The transcript has a single exon. Bases 1 to 603 code for a protein of 200 amino acids. The record is from RefSeq and is a predicted model, not a curated record. Lineage: Eukaryota; Evosea; Mastigamoebida; Endamoebidae. Gene Ontology annotation, molecular function: metal ion binding; butanol dehydrogenase (NAD+) activity.